Molecule: messenger RNA, 1149 nt
Organism: Drosophila eugracilis
Lineage: Eukaryota; Metazoa; Arthropoda; Insecta; Diptera; Drosophilidae
Gene: Taf12
Product: transcription initiation factor TFIID subunit 12
Exons: 3
Coding region: 297-887 (196 amino acids)
Biological process (GO): RNA polymerase II preinitiation complex assembly; DNA-templated transcription initiation
Cellular component (GO): SAGA complex; SLIK (SAGA-like) complex; transcription factor TFIID complex
Molecular function (GO): TBP-class protein binding; protein heterodimerization activity; DNA binding
Source: RefSeq, a predicted model, not a curated record
AACAGGUCCUACUGUUGAUUUGGCUGUAGUUGAGCUGCUUAUUUUUAUUUUGUUUAGUAAUUUAGGAAAAACAUAAGUAUAAGAAAACAGUGUCUAAACUAGAAUAAUUUUGAGAAAGCAGGCCGACACUCCACAAAAACAACAAGUACAAUUACAAUAACGCUUUUGGCUUUGGUUCUGCACUUUUACCCACUUCCCAAAACCUCCCAUAAGCCUUUCUUUACUUACCCCGACCCCCAUCCACCUGCCCUAAAUUACAAACGCACUUGAUUUGUUUCUGAAGAAACCCAAAAGCAAUGUCGGAUCUCUUUACCACUUUUGAUAGCAACGGCGACGCCGAGCACCACCUGCACCACAACCACAACUCCACAUCGUCCGGCAGCGGGCACUACCACGACCCACCCAUGGCCUCGCCCUCCCAGCACAGUCCGAUGACCAACAACAGCAACUCAUCCUCGCAGAACGGCGGUCCGGUUUCCGGUUUGGGCACGGGUACGGGCACCCCAUCCGGUGUUAGCAAGUCAUCCAAUCACACAGCAUCCGCCGCCGGCUCCGAAAAUACCCCCAUGCUCACCAAGCCGCGUCUCACGGAGCUUGUCCGAGAGGUGGACACCACCACGCAGCUGGACGAGGAUGUCGAGGAGCUGCUGCUGCAGAUAAUCGACGACUUUGUCGAAGACACCGUAAAGUCAACCAGUGCCUUCGCCAAGCAUCGGAAGUCAAACAAGAUCGAGGUGCGCGACGUUCAGCUGCACUUCGAGCGGAAGUACAAUAUGUGGAUACCUGGUUUCGGAACGGAUGAGUUGCGUCCCUACAAGCGGGCCGCUGUCACGGAGGCCCACAAACAGCGCCUGGCCCUCAUCCGAAAAACUAUCAAAAAGUACUAGAAGAUCGCAGUAUAGAGAAUCGGAUCGAGGCUUGGUGACGGUUGGCUUGAAUUCGCGUAUGCCACCCGUGCACAUGCCACAAACUAUUUUAAGCUUCAAUGUAGACUAAAGAACAAAUUUACCCCGUUCUAUCGUAGAUGUAAAGUAAUAAAAGUGCAUAUUUGAUUUUACAAUUGGGCUCUGUCAGCAGAAAAUGUAAAACCGUGAUCUCCAAUAAAUCACGAGUACAUAUAAAUAAAGAAGGGCUCAAAUAUAUACCAUA